Molecule: messenger RNA, 882 nt
Organism: Brassica napus (rape)
Lineage: Eukaryota; Viridiplantae; Streptophyta; Magnoliopsida; Brassicales; Brassicaceae
Exons: 3
Coding region: 1-882 (293 amino acids)
Source: RefSeq, a predicted model, not a curated record
AUGGGUAAACCACCCAACAAUACUCAUAUUAUUGCUGCUCAGAUGUGUGAGGAUUUGAUGAAUCAAAACCAAUCUAUAGUACAUGCUCUGUUUAAGCAAGAUGAUAAGGUGAAAAGUGAGUAUCGUAUUCGCUUAAAUGCUUCGAUUAAUGCUUCCAGAUUCUUGUUACGACAAAGAUUACCUUUUCGUGGCCAUACUGAGAAAGAAGAGGCUGUGAAUAAAGAUAAUUUCUUGGAGCUUGUGAAAUACACAGGAGAACAAAAUGAUGAUAUACAAGAAGUACGACAAGCUAUUUUAGAAGAAAUUGGCCAUGGUGUGUUUGGUUUGCUGGUUGAUGAGUCUGCUGAUGUUUCUCAUAAAGAGCAGAUGGGUGUUGUUUUACGGUUUGUUGAUAAAAGAGGAGCAAUCAAAGAAAGAUUUAUUGGAGUUGUUCAUGUAAAAGAAACAUCUUCACUAGCUCUAAAGUCUGCUAUAGAUGAUUUGUUUGCUAGAUAUGGGAUGAGCAUUAAAAAUGUGAGAGGGCAAGGUUAUGAUGGAGCUAGUAAUAUGAGAGAAUCCACUAAGCGAGAACUGCAGAAGCUUAGAGAUGAUGGUUGGGAAUUGCUUAUGGCUAAGGUUGCUUCUUUUUGUAAGAAACACGAUGCUGAAAUUCUUAUCAUGGAAGAAGAUUUUAUUGAUCCUAGGAGGCCAAGAAAGAGAACCAGCAUAACCAAUCUGCAUCAUUAUAAGGUCAACUGCUUUUGCACAGUUCUGGAUUUGCAAAUUCCGAUUGAUUCAUUCCAUGGGUUUGACAAGGAAAAGUUGGUGAGAUUAGCUAAGUUCUAUCCAGAUGAUUUUAGCUAUGGUGAGCUUUUAUCUUUAGAGCAUCAACUUGAAAUCUAG